Messenger RNA from Lobosporangium transversale, 943 nucleotides. RefSeq lists its product as hypothetical. NCBI's taxonomy places the organism in Eukaryota, Fungi, Mortierellomycota, Mortierellomycetes, Mortierellales, Mortierellaceae. The transcript is spliced from 3 exons. The coding region runs from base 479 to 877 and encodes 132 amino acids. The record is from RefSeq and is a predicted model, not a curated record.
CUCUCGUACCCGCGUCAAGGAAGCUUAGGGACAUAUUUAUUUCCGAACUUCCAGAGGAAACUAUCCAUGUUUUUGUCAAGCCACCGCAGCGAGGUAUGUAUUAGCUCUUGAUGGACUGAUGAUAUUUCGAUUGUUCAAUUGAUGAAGCUAUCUCAUCACGGUCACGUGUAUCUAUCCCUUUUUUAUGUUGUUGAGAUGAAUCUCGGCAACACUAUUUAACCGGGGGCGACUUUGGAUUUCAUCUCUAUAAAAAAAAUUGAAAAGUCGCCCCCAUGGUCCAUGCGCAUGCUCUGACUCUCACUGUUGUCUGAGAACACAGUUUUCAUUUUUAUUUUUAUUUUUAUUUGACCUGUUUACAUUGAUGCAUUUGUUAGUUUUUCUGAUUGAAUCUGUUUCGCGUUUCGCACACAUGCUCUGACUCUCCAUUAGCUGGCGUUCAUAUCUCAUUGACAGCAAUAUAUUCUUUGAUCUGAUCAAAAUGCUAACAUUUCUGCCAUUGCUGCGCUCUCUUAUCUUUCUAGAGACAUCGGGACAGAUUCUCAAGAGAAAAAUGGACGAAGAUCCACAGUAUAUUUCACCUUCAAAGAAGAUACGCAUUGAGGAAGGGUGGAGAGAAUACAGGGCUUCUGAUGGCAAAAUGGUCACGUUACCACCCUCUUGGAUCGCAAUGCUAGAGGAUUCUAGAUACCUUCCAAAACCACGUAAUGAGUUUGAACAUCUCAAAGACGAUCUGAAGGCUGGUAGUUGGGUCGAUAUACCAUCCCUGGGUCAAGUCCCAAAGGGUUAUAGAGUCUCUGAAAUUCUCGUCACGCACCAAAUGCUGGAGCUUUGGAACGAGAUGGAAGAAGAACAAAGAUGCGGGUACUUUGGAUACUAGUGAGAAAGCGGACUCAUAUAUGGAAGUGAUCGAGCGUUUCCUUGUGAUGAACAAGGAUGUUUUAAC